This is a messenger RNA of Penicillium roqueforti, 513 nucleotides long. RefSeq lists its product as uncharacterized. The record is from RefSeq and is a predicted model, not a curated record. The coding region runs from base 1 to 513 and encodes 170 amino acids. NCBI's taxonomy places the organism in Eukaryota, Fungi, Ascomycota, Eurotiomycetes, Eurotiales, Aspergillaceae. The transcript has 3 exons.
AUGAAGUUCCUCACAUGCCUUCUUAUGCUGGCUACCUCUGCCAUCGCAGCUCCUAUCACCAACACCACCAAGGUGUCGAAGCAGUUCCACCUUAAGUCCAGCGGUGCCACCAACGCGAAUCACAACAACCUAUAUGUCUACUCCUACCACACGGGCGCCGGUCUCAGCGACGCCGUGCUCACCAGUGAUGUUAGCAUAGCCAGUCCUAUCUACCUGAAUGGGACGAACGCGGUCGUUGAUCUGAAGACUGAAUUUUCCUGGGGACUAAUCGCCACCGGCGACACCAACUAUGCCUCUUGGGAACCUAUCGUUAUCAACGCUGGCAGUGGCGGCAGCGCAGGCUACUCCAUCAAGGGCGAUGCCUUCCAAUGGUCGGAAAACAACGGCUUCGGUGGCUGGCUUGUCUGCGAUUGGUACCACAAUGCGCCCCAGUUGUUCUACUUGAACCGUUACUAUACUGCCACCAUUCCCUCCAGCUGCUCCAAGGUCCAGUUGACGACUGAGUAUAUCUAG